CGCUUCCGCCGCGCCGGCCCCGCCCCGCCCGGUUGUGGCCCCGCCCCGCGGCGGCGGCGGCGCCAGGAUGAGCGGGCGGCGGGUGGACGCCAAAGUGGUGCUGCUGGGGCAGGAGGGGGUCGGCAAGAGCAGCCUGGUGGAGCGCUGCGCCCACCGCCGCUUCCGGCCCGGGCCCUACCAGAACACGAUCGGGGCCGCCUUCGUGGCCAAGGUGAUGUCCGUGGGGGAGCAGACGGUGACCCUGGGCAUCUGGGACACGGCCGGCUCGGAGCGCUAUGAGGCCAUGAGCCGCAUCUACUACCGUGGGGCACGAGCUGCCGUCGUCUGCUACGAUCUCACCGACAGCAGCAGUUUCCAGCGAGCCAAGUUCUGGGUGAACGAGCUGCAGAACUGCGAGGAGGGCUGCCGGAUCUACCUGUGCGGCACCAAGAGCGACCUGCUGGAGGAGGACAGGAGGAAGCGGGGUGUCGACUUCCACGAUGUGCAGGAUUACGCUGAUGAGAUCAAGGCAGAGCUCUUCGAGACCUCCAGUAAGACAGGCCAGUGCGUGGACGAGCUGUUUCAGAAGGUGGCUGAGGACUACGUCCACUUCACUGCCUUCCAGGUGAUGACAGAGGAGAAGGGUGUUGACCUGGGCCAGAGGAGCGGUGCCUACUUCUACAGCUGCUGCCACCACUGAGACUUCCUGCCAAAAGGGAAUCGCUGCUGCCGGCCGGGCAGCCAGCACAUGCCAGACUCCUCUGGGUUUUUACCUGCUGUGUUUUAGCUGUACGGGCCCCUCGGCAGUGCGGCAGCGGCGCACAGCCCCGCAGGCUGCUCUCCUGGCAUGUGGAGUGGCAGAGCUGCCGUGCGGUGCCGGGAGCUGCGGACGUUCACCCCUGGGGACCCUCUCCCUGCCCCCCGGCAUUUGCAGGGGCUGCUUCCCUGAGUCACUGCUGUGGCCCAGAGGUGGCCGUUAACUCACUCUCGGAGAUGCUGCCCCGUUCUUUGCAGAUUUAUUUAAGUGUCUUCUCUCUCGAGGUGUACAAUGUAAAUAAACCGCAUUGUGGUCUGA
This is a messenger RNA of Falco peregrinus (peregrine falcon), 1054 nucleotides long. It is a transcript of the gene RAB24, whose product is annotated as RAB24, member RAS oncogene family. The transcript has 8 exons. The record is from RefSeq and is a predicted model, not a curated record. Bases 68 to 679 code for a protein of 203 amino acids. NCBI's taxonomy places the organism in Eukaryota, Metazoa, Chordata, Aves, Falconiformes, Falconidae. Gene Ontology annotation, molecular function: GTP binding; GTPase activity.